GCCCCUACGUUCUUUCCCCGCUCCUAGUUGUCCCUGAUCACAAUGGGAUGCAAACUAGUGCAUCACAUUCAUGGUUACGCUUUCCUCUUCCCAACAUCCACAGUGUCUACCAACACUGGGGACAUGGAAAUCAAUUUUUCUUAUUGUGUCUCCUUUAGUUGAAACCCAAAGCAGUUACUCAAGCUCCUAGCAAUCUGGAAGAUGAGCCACUCCUACGGGAGAAUCCCCACCGGUUUGUCAUCUUCCCCAUCCGGUACCAUGAUAUCUGGCAAAUGUAUAAGAAAGCAGAGGCCUCCUUCUGGACAGCUGAAGAGGUUGAUCUUUCCAAAGAUAUUCAGCACUGGGAAUCCUUGAAGCCUGAGGAAAAGUACUUCAUUUCACAUAUCCUAGCCUUCUUUGCAGCAAGUGAUGGCAUUGUAAAUGAGAAUUUGGUGGAACGAUUCAGCCAAGAAGUACAGAUAACUGAAGCUCGCUUUUUCUAUGGCUUCCAGAUUGCUAUGGAAAAUAUACAUUCAGAAAUGUACAGUCUGCUCAUAGACACUUACAUUAAAGAUCCAAAAGAGAGGGAAUUUCUUUUCAAUGCCAUUGAAACACUACCAUGUGUUAAAAAGAAGGCUGACUGGGCCAUGCGGUGGAUUGGGGACAAACAAGCAACAUACGGAGAACGUGUAGUAGCUUUUGCAGCAGUGGAAGGAAUCUUCUUCUCUGGCUCCUUUGCAUCUAUCUUUUGGUUGAAGAAGAGAGGAUUAAUGCCUGGACUCACUUUUUCUAACGAACUCAUCAGUAGAGAUGAGGGUUUGCACUGUGACUUUGCCUGCCUAAUGUUCAAGCACUUGGUGCACAAACCAUCUGAGGAAAAAGUAAGAGAAGUCAUUACCGAUGCUGUCAGGAUAGAGCAGGAAUUCUUGACAGAGGCACUACCUGUAAAGCUGAUUGGCAUGAAUUGCACUUUAAUGAAACAGUACAUAGAAUUUGUGGCAGACAGACUUAUGAUGGAACUGGGAUUUAGCAAGAUAUUCAAAGCAGAGAAUCCAUUUGACUUCAUGGAGAAUAUCUCACUGGAAGGAAAGACUAACUUCUUUGAGAAGCGAGUAGGAGAAUACCAGAAGAUGGGAGUAAUGUCAAAACCCACAGAUAACUCUUUCACUCUGGAUGCAGACUUUUAAAUGAACUUGAGACCACUGAAGAUGAGAUGUGCAUGCUCUAUUUAAAUGAGACAUUACUUUAUACUGAAAGUCGCAGUAUGACUUGAUAUUGUACUAAAAUCCUGCUCUUGAAUGGAGUGGUAUGGUACUGUCUUGAGGAGGCUAGUGUAGCUACAGCAGUAAAAUUCUUUUAUUAGCUAUUGCCAAUGGUGUUAGUUUAUAGAAUGCUUUAAAAUGGAGUAACUUGUUAUAAAAAUCAUAUAACUAAUUCUUGGAAGUUAUUUCAGGAAAUCUCAAAUGCCAUCCUUGGAAAUAGGGAGGUUUUACACAGAUAUCGCUGGCUUUUGGAAUUCCUCAAACGAAGCUUUAAGUAAUUGAAAUAGAGUAAGACUAAACCAUUUUAGAGAUUAGGCUCUUGGAUACUGCAGGGGAAGCUAGAUGACCUCACUGCUUCUUAGCAGGUUUUAAGUUUACUACUUACUAUUUUUAAUAGUUUUGUACAUAAACCUGGCACUUUAAUACUAAAAAUAAAGAACUCUGACCUGUAGUAUUUUGGCAACUUGAAUAUUGAUGCUUGAGUUUAGAAUAAACGUUUAGACUCAGCAUUGCAUUAUAAUCUUUUUGUUUUUAUGCUUUAUUAUAUGUAACUUAAUAUAAUAACUUUUGUAUCAAACCUGUUGGUGAUCCUGAUAUACCUAUAAUAAAACUUCUGACAAGGUGUAUAAAUACAAACUGUAUGGAAGCUGAAAAGCUCAUUAAAGUCCAGUGUUCUAGGUACUGGAAAAAUACAACUUAAGUUGCUGG
Molecule: messenger RNA, 1949 nt
Organism: Pelodiscus sinensis (Chinese soft-shelled turtle)
Lineage: Eukaryota; Metazoa; Chordata; Testudines; Trionychidae
Source: RefSeq, a predicted model, not a curated record